Messenger RNA from Sinocyclocheilus grahami, 1217 nucleotides. RefSeq lists its product as uncharacterized. The transcript has 2 exons. The record is from RefSeq and is a predicted model, not a curated record. Bases 135 to 1217 code for a protein of 360 amino acids. NCBI's taxonomy places the organism in Eukaryota, Metazoa, Chordata, Actinopteri, Cypriniformes, Cyprinidae.
UUAUACAUUUGAACAUACUGAGAGCAUAUUGACAUAUUGUGUCAUAUAUAGCAAGAUAUGUCUCUCUCUCUUUUUUAACUGGUUUUGACAAGGUCAUAAAAAGGUUUUAGAUUUACCUUCAUAAAACCUGGAGAAUGGAGAAUGACUGUUACCAAAAAAGAGAACCAUAUUUGUAUACAAUAAUUAAGACCCGUUUAAACCCAUUCCUUUUAUUUGUCUCAGUUGCUUCUACUACAGGUCCCUCUGCGUGCUACAACCAGUCUCCAGCAUAUCCUCAGAUUUCAUCCAAAACGACUGAUCUCAUAACUCCUUCUACAGCAAAGCUGAAACCUGUAGAGGAACUCAAAGGCUCUGCUCCAGUGGCUCCUCCAGCCAAAUUGUUUUCUAUUGGACUGUCUGGAGAUUCUGCUAAGAACACCGAGAGCACUGAUGUCAGCUUGAAGGGCUUCACAUCCGGAUCUCAAAAACCAGGUUCUUUUGGGUUUGGAUUGAAGGAUGCUGUGGUGACAUCUGCUGGCCCUGUAGCUCAGGCUGAGAAGAAAACAAUUCAGGCUGAUGCACCACAACAUAAGAAAGUGUCAGCAGCUCCAGCGGUCCCAUGUGACACUGCCCCCUGCAGCACUGAAAAAAGUCAUGCAGGAGGGUUAUUUUUGGCUAAAAAAGAUGGACAGAGGGAUGGUGACACUUGCCUAGGAGGAAAUAAGGCUACAUCUAGCCACAGCAUUUUGUGUCAGACGGCAAAACCAAGAAUGAAAAACAAGACUUCUGCUGCUCCGUCAAGUUCCUCUUUUACCUCCGGUUUUAGUAGUUCUGUCUGCCAACCUGCUGCGACAGCAUUUAAAGCCAAUCCAGGCAAUGCUUUUCAGUUCAGUACAAGAACUGAUAAAGCAUCCUCAGAAGGCUUCAAGAUUGAGUCUUCUACAACUGAGGCUGAAAAGUCAUCAAGCCGUUCAAAUGUUUCAUUUUCCAUGCCAGUGUCCGUUGGUGCAUUCAGCUCAGCUACUGCAAAAUCUGAGGCAGAAACAUCAGACAAACAGUCUCAAAAUGGAUCUACAUCAGACCUCCUCAAAAAUGUUGCUGAAGUUCACAAAGAGGAAGUAGAUGCUUGCGCUCACGAUAUUGAUGAAGGCUCUGAAAGUGCAGUGAGGAAUCUGAAGGGAAAGCCGGAUGUGGAUGGAGCCGAUGGAGCGUCUGAUCAUGGUAGGUUGCUCUUGUGA